AGUAGAAGUUGUGAACUUGGACCAAAUUUUGUGCGAUUUUACCCGCCCUUGUGAGGCAUUAAGAAUCUUUAAGGGAACUUUGAUAACAAGAUGGCUGAAACGCCACCUGAGCAGUUGCCACCGCUACAAUAUGCGGCUUUGCAAUCCCGACUGCCGUUCGAGUCUCUUACCGAUCAGGAGAGUGCACUUUUUACAGAUGCCCUUAGGCCAUCUGCCAAUACGGCGCAAGUGACGAAGCUACUCCUAUACGUACGAAAUCGCAUACUGCAGUUAUGGUUGGAAAAUCCAAAGCAUCAACUGUUGCUAGACAAUGCGAUCAAACAACUGGAAGCGCCCUAUUCACAGCAAAUGGAUCGCCCGAUAGCUCAGAAGAUGUUUGCUUAUUUACAAAGACAAGGCUAUAUUAAUUUCGGCGUGUUUGAGCGGAUAAAGGUGCUUGCGCCGCCUACGAAGAAGAAGAUUCUAGUUAUCGGGGCUGGAAUCUCAGGGAUAACGGCAGCACAGCAACUGAGCUACUUUGGCUUCGAGGUGACCGUUCUCGAGGCUAGAGAUCGAGUGGGAGGCCGCAUUGCCACCUAUAAACGGAACAACUACAUUGGAGAGCUGGGAGCUAUGGUAGUCACUGGUUUAUUAGGCAACCCGAUCGCAGUGUUGGCAAAACAAAUUCCCAAUAUGGAUUUGCAAGACAUGAAAGCCCUUUGCCAACUAUUUGACCCUACCGGUAACAAGCUAUCACCUGAAAAAGACAUUAGGGUGUACCAGGAAUUUCAACGUCUACUGGAAGCCUCGAGCUAUCUGUCAAAGGAACUCGACUUUAAUUACGUAAAUAAUCAACCGGUCGCUCUGGGACAGGCACUAGAGUGGCUAAUUAAGCUUCAGGAGAAACGGGUCAAAGAGAAACAGGUCGAACAUUGGAAAAGCAUGAUUGAGCUUCAAGAACGAAUGAAGGCCAAUCAAAAGGCGAUGCGCAAUUUGAAAGAACAUAUGGCGCGUAUGUUUGCAGCCCAGAAGGAUCUUGGGGAAGCCAAAAGCCAAAGGACUAUUAAUGAGGAAUUUAUAUUUAGGAGUAAGAUUUAUGAUUUGAAGCAAUGUGUCAAAGAAUGGGAGAACCUAAAUGAGCAGCGCGUUCAAAUGGAGUGCAAACUCGAGGAACUUGAAAAGAAACCUCCGAGUGACGUUUAUCUCAGCCCUCAAGACAGACAGGUGUUGGACUGGCACUUUGCGAAUUUAGAGAGCGCCAAUUCGGCCACACUCGAUGACCUUUCGCUCCGCAAUUGGGAUCAAGACGAAGAAUUUAAAGGAGAUCAUAAAAUUAUUCGAAAUGGAUAUACAGUCAUUCCUAUAUCAAUGGCCCGAGGAUUGGAUAUCCGUUUAAGCACAGCGGUCAAGCAUGUCCGUUACGAUAAAGAUGGAGUUGAGAUUUUGGCUCAGUCGACAAAAACAACAGGAAACGGUACGUCGGCCCCUCUCGAAACCUUUAGAGGGGACGCGGUGCUGUGCACCCUUCCCCUGGGGGUUCUUAAACAAGCGGAUCCAUCUCAGGGCAAUAUUGUACAUUUCGUCCCGCAGCUGCCUGAAUGGAAGACAGCCGCUAUCGCUAAGAUGGGUUACGGUAAUUUAAAUAAAGUAUUAUUGGCCUUUGACAAGAUUUUCUGGGAACCGAAUCUCCCAGUUUUUGGUCAUAUUGGCUCAACGACUGCAUCACGUGGCGAACUAUUUACGUUCUUCACUAUUUCACCCAAAGUUCCUGUUCUGCUUGCCAUCGUGUCUGGAGAGGCUGCGAACGUUAUGGAAGAGGUGAACGAUGAUGUAAUUGUAGGUCGAUGUGUAGCAGUCCUUAAGGGAAUGUACGGCUUGGGAAAUGUACCACAACCAAAGGACAGUGUCGUCACUCGAUGGCGUAAGGACCCGUAUGCUCGUGGCUCGUUUUCUUACGUAGCAAAAGGUGCUUGCGGACAAGAUUUCGAUCAGUUAGCUGAGCCAGUUUGCGCACUUCUUGCUGAUUCGAAGGAAUCGUCUGCCUCAUCAUCCGUUGAUGGCGGUGCCUCGUCAUCCCAGCUCGCCCGCGUGUAUUUUGCUGGCGAGCAUACGUCGCGUAAAUAUUUCAGCACCGUGCACGGAGCAUUGCUCAGUGGGCUUCGGGAGGCUGCAAGGAUCUGCGAUGACUUCCACGGUCCCAUCGUUUAGAAAAUGCCCAACAAAAUUGAGCUAAUUCCGUUAGUAUAUUACGAGCAGAAGCACAAACACUUGUAACAGUAUAUAGCGUCGCCAAGGGCGCCUUCAAGCCUAAACGAUUCAGUUCGGAUCUAGAAACGUCAAUUAACAUUUUUUGGAAGUAAGCGUUUCGUAUGUGUAGGUAAUAAAAAGGUCGAUUACUUUUGUGUAGAGAUGGCACAUACCUUUGCCACUUGGUUACACAUAAGAAUUCCUACGCUGAAUUGACGACAUGCGUUUCUUUCAUGAAGGAUUUGCAAUCUAGAGAGUAAGUGCUCAGCAGCGGGAGUCAACGCAUAUUUGUGUGAGAAGUCCAAUGGUUCAAUAACGUUGUUGAGUGUAGUGCGACAUCGGAUUUUUAAUUAUUAGGUGUCUCAAUCUUUUUUUUUAAUAAUAUUUUUCCGUUCUACGCAUAUACAAACGAAUUAAACAACCGUGUUGAUCUUAUAAGGAUCGCCGGUGAUUAAUUAGAUCAUUUUAAAGUUCGUCAAUCGAUCUUCGAAAUAGAUUAGUCUAAAAUAGAGAAACAGCAUUAUGAACAAAUUUAGCAUGCCUAAAAUGCCUGCUUUAGUAGACUAUAGUACCCUGUUAUACCCUGUUUCUAGACAAUAUAAGAUCGCGUUUAUAAAAAGCAUAGGUGCUGUUACAAAGCCUUCGUUAUCGAAGCGAGAAGGUUUAACAAAUUCGGGCGAAGGCCUAACGAAGGAGUACUCUAAUUUCAAGCUUCAAGGAAAUUGAACGCAAAAUUAUACGUCUAUAACCAAUGCGAACAUUUUUUUAAGUCAGACUGUGCAAUCCUUGACAUCGUAUGCACCACUAGAAAAAUCGUAUUAUUUGAUAGGGUUCAAAUAUCGUAAGUGGGUUGUAAAUGUGUCGUUUUUUUUUCUUUUACCGAUUAUUUUUGUCGAAUUACAAAAUAGAUUCUUAGAGACAUGGGUAACAAAUGCAACACGAGGAGCUUCUUGAAUAGGUGAAACAUGCGGCGUCGGUAUAUUUAACCCUACAUAAGGGCUCGUGUAACGUUAUUGUAUGUAAAUUGUAAAUCAUCUUAGUCGAUAUGACCCCAUCCAGUCUGUGUGACAACCACUAUAAAAGUACCAUUGAUAAUAAAUACCUUUCAGUGGAACAUCA
Molecule: messenger RNA, 3345 nt
Organism: Varroa destructor (honeybee mite)
Lineage: Eukaryota; Metazoa; Arthropoda; Arachnida; Mesostigmata; Varroidae
Product: lysine-specific histone demethylase 1A-like
Biological process (GO): regulation of DNA-templated transcription; chromatin remodeling
Cellular component (GO): nucleus
Molecular function (GO): oxidoreductase activity; chromatin binding; transcription factor binding
Source: RefSeq, a predicted model, not a curated record